Messenger RNA from Haliotis rubra (blacklip abalone), 1660 nucleotides. RefSeq names its product dynein light chain Tctex-type protein 2B-like. Gene Ontology annotation, molecular function: dynein intermediate chain binding. Gene Ontology annotation, cellular component: cytoplasm; cytoplasmic dynein complex. Bases 186 to 785 code for a protein of 199 amino acids. The record is from RefSeq and is a predicted model, not a curated record. Gene Ontology annotation, biological process: microtubule-based movement. NCBI's taxonomy places the organism in Eukaryota, Metazoa, Mollusca, Gastropoda, Lepetellida, Haliotidae. The transcript has 2 exons.
CUCUCUGAAGUCGUUUGGUUUGUGUUUUGGUUAACUCAGUCUAGUGCGGUGUCGUCUGUCGGCAACUAGCUCCGUAAGCGAUAGGCAACUUUUAUUUACAUGGACAACAGUUUACUCGUAUAAGUAAACAAGAUCAACCAGAAGAUUGCUUGUGCAGCAGACGACACUGAGGAAAUCGUGCAGACAUGUCUAGACUUACCAUGGAGAACCUAGAGCAGCUUGACGGUGCCAAGCAACCGUCACGGCGCAUGUCUAUUAUGCCUCGUGAUGGAGAAGGCAUGACGUCCGGGCCGUCGAUCAGAAGGAUGUCCCGAAUGAUCGAACCUCGACAAAGCGUUCAAUAUGGCAGACGUAUGUCCCAUGUGUCAAGAAGUAGCAUAUCCGGGGCGUCUUUCGGCGCCAAACACAUGUUUGCUGCAGUGAAGAUACAAAACUCAUAUAGGCUUGGUCCGGAUAAGGAGGACAAAUUCAACGCUUCACGUGCCGAACAGACGAUGAAACGCGUGCUGGAGUCGUACUUGGAUGGAGAACAAUAUGACAACAAUCUAUGUAACAACCUGACCAGAGACUUGUCUGAAGUUAUCAAAGCACGCAUCAAAGAUCUUGGUUUCAGUCACAGGUACAAGUUUGUGUGUGUUGUUACCAUGGGCGAGAACAAGAACCAGGGACUUGCUCUCAGCAGCCGGAGCGUGUGGAACACAGACACGGACAAUUAUGCAUCUGCCACGUAUUCCAAGGGCAAUUUGUUCGCCGUAGCCCAGAUAUAUGCAACAUAUUUUGAAUAAUGUACAAUAGUUCAUUUAUCAUGUAAAGAAUAUUUCAUACAUCGUGUAAUUUGAAUCACGACCAGCUGACAUCCAUCUUAUUGACGUCGCCGCUAUUUCUCCAUACGUCGGGAUAGUAUGCAGUUGGUGUGAGAAUCAUAGCUCUUUUAUGACCAAAAAGGUUAUUCCUAUAAUUAUGUGAGAACGCAUAACGAAAUAUGUCGUCUGACCCAUCAUUUCUAACGUCUUACGUGGACGCGACGUACGAACGAUUCAGGUCACGGUCACAACCUGAAUAUUUAUUCCGACAAAAGUAUGUUAGCAUCCGUCCACUUAGAUAGGCCUAGCGCCACUAAUCAGCGUCCAACUGUGAUAUAUAACGCCUGCUUUGUGUUAUAUUAACAUAUAGCUGAACAACAAUUGUUGUCCAUUACCCCAGUUUUACACGUGGAUAUCUCUAGAAUGAACGGCGCAGUGGUGACCACGCAAAGAUUCAUGUAAGAAUGGCGUUAACUUUUCCAAACUUUUCCAAAGCCUCUUUUCGAAAUGUGCCAAUAUAUUGUUUACAAAGUUGAGUGUAUCCAGCAAUAUGUAAACAAAUAUAACUUAAUUUCAAAUGGUCGUGUUAUAUGAUAUUCUACUCCGUCCGCAAACGUUGCAACUUUACGGCAAUGACGAUAGCCAGGUAUUAUACAUGUAUACGUAUGUCAUUCUUUACAAUGUCUGUGUUAUGAUGAAAUCCUUUCUUGUUGAAUAUUUUUGUGUUAUUAUGACUAUAUAAAAAACAGUUUAUAAAUAUUUCAUAUAUUUCUUUGUGGAUUCAAAUUGAAUGUUUCUGUAUGUCUACAAAUAGUGUAUAUACAAGAGCCUACUUAUUAAACACUUCAUAUACACUG